GUUGACAAAUCGUUAGUACUGACCAUCCCGAAUCAACUGAGUUGGGGGUUCAUCAAAGGGUGGAUUAGAAACAUUAUACCAAUAUCGACUCAAAGCAAUGGAAUAUCUCAAUAAAUAUCCUGAAGAAUAUGCACGACCUUUAGUGUCGUUGUUUGCUUAUUUGGGGAGACUUAACGUGAAGUUCUUCAACCACGAUAUGCCAUGGUUUUAUAGGAACUGGAGGUUCUUCUACAUAGUUCCUAUAUUGGUGUUCCACUUUAUCACGAUGAGUGUUUAUAUUGUUGAAGUCUUCGUCGAAGGGGUAGAUGUGUUCACCGACGUUUUCAUGAUCCCCAUUUAUCUAGUUCACAUUCACUCCUUCUCAAAAAUGACAAUUCUGAACAUCAAUAAGGAGAGGUUUGAAAAAGUAAUUGAUGAAUUAGGACAAACUUGGAGGACUGAUAAUCUCAAUGAUGUACAAAAAGAUAUAAAGAGAUCAAGUGAAAAAGAACUAUGGAUGGUACAAUUGGUAUUUAUGAAAUUACCUAUAUGCGUGGCUUCUCAGUACGUGUUGUUACCGAUCUUGGAUACCCUAUUCUGCAACGUCAUCCUGAGGGAGGAUGAUGAAGUGCGACUCCCGUUGCGUUGCUCCUACCCGUUUGAUCCCAGCAGCAGUUGGGUAUUGUAUGGAAUCACUUAUUGCUUUCAGACUUACUGUAUUUUCAACUUAACGUUUUCAUAUGUAGCCACAGAUUUUAUAUUCCUAUGCUUGAGCGCCCAACUUAGCGUGGAAUUCAUGUUACUUCGCGAGGAUUUACUUCAUAUAAAACCCACUAAAGUAGUGGAUAAUGACGUCACACACAUUGUAUACGAUAAUGGAAAGAUACGCGACUUUGUUAUCUAUCAUCAAAAACUCUUAAGGUUAGCUGAAGAACUGAACUGUGCUAGCAAUAAGAUUAUGUUUGUGAAUUUAUUUUUCACGGCAGUAAACGUCAGUUUAUUUGGACUUGCAGUUUUGGUUGCAAAUAACGCAUCUGACAAAAUAACAAAUCUAAUAGUGAUACUAACAAUCUUGGUACUCAUACUGACGGUGUGUUACUCCAGCGAGAAGUUAAAAUCUGCGAGCGAGGAAAUAUUUAAUUCAGCUUGCGAGAACCUUUGGUAUGAAGGCGAUAAAGAAUAUAAACAAAUUAUUCUUUUUAUUAUGAAAAGAUCUCAGAAACCAUGCUACUUGAAGUCUCUUGACGUUCCCAUCACUCACGCAACAUUUACUACGGUAAUGAGAACAACUUGGUCGUAUUUUUCGCUUAUGAAUAAAAUGUAUGAAAAUGAAGAGACGAAUUAAAAAAGAUGUCUAAACAUUGUUAGAUAUAUUCAUGUAUCCAUAUGAGAGUGGUUUUGAUUUAAUUAUAUAUUUUCAAACAGGUUUUAUUACGUAGUUUUAAAAUAAGUUCUUGUAAACUGAAGAUCUCUCUGACGAGUCUACUGGGACAGCUUUUAUUUGAAAUAAGGAGUAUCCUUUUAUUCAUUCUUAUCGUAUAAUCUAUCAGUUUCAU
This is a messenger RNA of Plodia interpunctella (Indianmeal moth), 1535 nucleotides long. RefSeq names its product odorant receptor 4. The transcript has 10 exons. The record is from RefSeq and is a predicted model, not a curated record. Bases 98 to 1324 code for a protein of 408 amino acids. NCBI's taxonomy places the organism in Eukaryota, Metazoa, Arthropoda, Insecta, Lepidoptera, Pyralidae. Gene Ontology annotation, cellular component: plasma membrane. Gene Ontology annotation, biological process: sensory perception of smell; detection of chemical stimulus involved in sensory perception of smell. Gene Ontology annotation, molecular function: odorant binding; olfactory receptor activity.